UGUAUGGUGUGGGCCCCACAAUUCUCACUUCUUCCACUCCAUAACAAAGUCUAUAAAAUCACAACUGCUCCGACCUUAACCAAAAAUAUCUCAGUACCUCUCUCUCAAGCUCUGAAAAUGGCGACUCUCGGAUUCUCCUGCUUCCUCUUGCUUCUAUCACUCUCGGCCUUCGCAGAUGCUGGUUCGAUCGGAAUAAACUACGGUCGAAUUGCUAACAACCUACCGGCACCGUCGCAAGUGGUGCAGCUUCUGAAGUCACAGGGGCUGAGCAGAGUCAAGCUCUAUGACACCGACUCGGCGGUGCUUACCGCGCUGGCCAACUCGGGCAUAAGCGUCACCGUUGCGCUCCCCAACGAGCUCCUCUCCUCCACCGCCGCUGACCAAUCGUUCGCCGACAAGUGGGUACAAGCCAACAUCUCUCAGUUCUACCCCGCCACCAAAAUCGAAGCCAUUGCCGUCGGAAACGAGGUCUUCGCCGACCCCAACAACACGACCAAGUUCCUCGUACCCGCCAUGAAAAACAUCCACGCCUCGCUUGUCAAGUACAAGAUUGACUCCGCCAUCAAAAUCUCGUCGCCUGUAGCUCUCAGUGCGCUCCAGUCCUCGUACCCGUCUUCUUCCGGGUCUUUCAAACCCGAACUAGUUGAACCCGUUAUCAAGCCCAUGCUGGACCUCCUGCGUCAAACCGGAUCGUACUUCAUGGUCAACGUGUACCCAUUCUUCGCGUACACUGCAAACGCGGGCCAGAUCUCCUUGGACUACACUUUGUUUAAGCAAAACCCGGGUGUGGUGGAUUCGGGUAACGGGUUACGUUACGACAACUUGUUCGAUGCCCAACUCGACGCCGUUUCCGCUGCACUUUCGGCUCUCAAAUACGACGACGUUAAAAUUGUGGUCACAGAGACUGGCUGGCCCUCGGUGGGUGAUAGCAAUGAAAUAGGUGCGAGCCAGCCGAAUGCGGAGUCGUAUAACGGGAACUUGGUGCGCAGAGUACUCACUGGUGGUGGGACCCCUUUGAGAACUCAGGACCCACUUAACGUCUUUCUAUUUGCUUUGUUUAACGAGAAUGAAAAAUCGGGUCCCACCUCGGAGAGGAAUUAUGGGCUGUUUUACCCAAGUGAGCAGAAGGUGUACGACAUACCAUUGACACAAGCGGAGCUUGAGAGUGGCCAGUCAACGCCGGUCAACGGGAGCAAGAGCCAGCAGGUUCCGGCGACGGGAGACGUGUCGGAGUCGUCGGUCCCGUCUGGUCAGACGUGGUGCGUGGCGAAUGGGAACGUUGCGCAGGAGAAGCUGCAGGCUGCCCUCAAUUACGCUUGCGGUGAGGGAGGGGCUGAUUGCCGUCCGAUUCAGCCGGACGCCACGUGUUACAAUCCGGAUACGCUAGUCGCCCACGCUUCAUAUGCUUUUAAUAGCUAUUACCAGAAGAAUGCUCGUGUGGCUGGCUCUUGUGAUUUCGGCGGUUCGGCUUACGUGGUCACUCAACCUCCUACAUUCGGGACCUGCAAAUUCCCUACAGAGUGAGUAAUGAGAGAAAGAAGAAGAUAAAGGAGAAGGAGUUGGGUGAAGAAGACUUGAAGUGUAGCUUUGCAUUAAUUUGUUGAGCUAAACUUGAUUUUUUUUCCCUGCUAGAUUUAGGGCAUUGAGGGAGGGAGCCUAUUUUCUUUGUAUUUUAUGUUUAUAAUAUGAUAAGUCGGUGUAGUAGUUGUCAUUUGCUUCACUAUUUUGUCUAUAUGCGUUUGAGGUAUAUGUUUAUUUUAUUUUAUUAUUUUAUUUUUGUUUAUGUCGAUAGAUUAGACUCUGAGGCGGAUUGAAAAGACUUUUUUUGUCUUUUAAUUUGAUUAUUUAUCCUUCAUGUC
This is a messenger RNA of Corylus avellana, 1859 nucleotides long. RefSeq names its product glucan endo-1,3-beta-glucosidase 14. The record is from RefSeq and is a predicted model, not a curated record. NCBI's taxonomy places the organism in Eukaryota, Viridiplantae, Streptophyta, Magnoliopsida, Fagales, Betulaceae. Gene Ontology annotation, molecular function: hydrolase activity, hydrolyzing O-glycosyl compounds. Gene Ontology annotation, biological process: carbohydrate metabolic process.